AGGAGUGCUGCCAAAGUUUGGGUCAGAUCGGCUCGUGGAGUAAGCAGUCAAGAGAGACUUGGACUAGAGUUGGCCACACGGUCCCCACGCGAAGGACACGAGAGCUGUAAACUGCCAAACCCCUUCCUGCUCUUCCGCCUCUUCUCGUGCCACCGCUGGAGCGCGCGCUCGCCUUCGCCAUCCAUCACUCCACAGUCAGCUGUCAGCGCGAUGGAAACCGCAACCAUCACCACCACCACCACGCAGACCGCGUUCACCUUUGGACUAAGCGAGAGACACGCGACCCUCAGCCUGCACGCGCCGGCCGAGGACGACGCGCCGCCCGCCGCGCACGCCGGCGCCGGCGGCUACCAAAGCAAGAGCAAGGUGCUGAAGAGACAGCGCUCGAGCUCGCCCGAGCUGCUGCGCUGCAAGCGGCGCCUGAGCUUCAACGGCCUCGGCUACUCGAUCCCGCAGCAGCAGCCCGUGGCCGUGGCCCGGCGGAACGAGCGAGAGAGGAACCGGGUCAAGCAGGUCAACAUGGGCUUCCAGACGCUGCGCCAGCACGUGCCCAACGGCGCCGCCAACAAGAAGAUGAGCAAGGUGGAGACGCUGCGGUCCGCGGUGGAGUACAUCCGGGCGUUGCAGCAACUCCUGGACGAGCACGACGCGGUGUCGGCGGCGUUCCAGUGCGGGCUGCCGUCGCCCACGCUCUCCAACAGCUACUCCGCGGACCCCGAGUCGCCUCACUCCACCUACUCGUCGGACGAAGGCGGCUACGAGCCGCUCAGCUCCGAGGAGCAGGAGCUGUUGGACUUCACAACCUGGUUCGACAGGUACUGAGGCCGGCGGCACCGGACCCAGGCAGCAGCGUCUGUGCGUAAAAGCGGCGGACUUCCAGAACAUGCCGACAAAGACUUGAUGAAGGCGUCAGAUCAGUUUUGCCCUGCGUGGCAUGGAAGUGAUCUGUCGCCUCCCUCCCUCACCCGGGCUGCUUCUGAAGGAGCAAAGCAAUAGUGAGAAAGAGAGAGAGAGAGAGAGAGAGAGAGAGAGAGCGUGCGUGAGAGCGAGAGAAAGGGAGAGACGGAGCCUCUUGUUGCAUAGAGCGUAAACAGUCGCCCCAGAAGAAGGAGCCGGAGUCGGUGUCACGUCGACGCGUGGAAGUGUUGAUGUUUGAAUAAGUGCAAUUAAUACGUGACACAGGCCGCAGAGGCGGCGCUGGCGCGUCACGGGACUUGUUUGACGAGCGUCUCAUCGGAGCAGGAGCGUCUUCCUCCGCUGCCACGUCUGCUGGUGGAAACCACGCAGACGACGCGUCGACAGACUGUUGUUUUAUUUUUAAAUCGUGAUGUACAUUUUCCUCUUUCGUAACACAAUUUGUAUCACACAACGAAUGGUUUUAACAUGAAGACAUAUUUUUGUACGUUGACUUAAACGAACAGCGUUCCUGAACAAGACACUGCCACAUUCUAGGACAGUGUUAUCGCAAGCUGUCAGUGAAGCAGUGGACUGGCAUGCAUGAGUUGUGUGACUGGGCAGCAAUAUUAAGGUUACUACCUGUGACUGAUUGUAGUUGUUGUUGUUGUGUUUUUUUUUAAUAGGUGGUAAGGAGAUCUUUAUUAAUGUAUGCACUUGUUCUCCAUUUCCCGUAGCCUAAAGUGUAAAUAUUUGAUUUUAACAGAUAUAUUUUGUGUAAAACAGUUUUUUAUAAAGAUGAAUCUAUUUAUAUUA
Betta splendens (Siamese fighting fish) is the source of this 1710-nucleotide messenger RNA. It is a transcript of the gene ascl1b, whose product is annotated as achaete-scute family bHLH transcription factor 1b. The transcript has a single exon. NCBI's taxonomy places the organism in Eukaryota, Metazoa, Chordata, Actinopteri, Anabantiformes, Osphronemidae. Gene Ontology annotation, molecular function: DNA-binding transcription factor activity, RNA polymerase II-specific; protein dimerization activity; RNA polymerase II transcription regulatory region sequence-specific DNA binding. The record is from RefSeq and is a predicted model, not a curated record. Gene Ontology annotation, cellular component: RNA polymerase II transcription regulator complex. Gene Ontology annotation, biological process: regulation of neurogenesis; sensory organ development; positive regulation of transcription by RNA polymerase II. Bases 211 to 822 code for a protein of 203 amino acids.